Messenger RNA from Ilex paraguariensis (yerba mate), 2923 nucleotides. Lineage: Eukaryota; Viridiplantae; Streptophyta; Magnoliopsida; Aquifoliales; Aquifoliaceae. The record is from the annotation of a GenBank genome assembly.
ACAUCAAUCCAACUCCAGAUUUCGAGUCAAUUAUUCAAUGAUCUACUUUCUCCAGAUCUACCACACCCGAAAAGUUCUCCUUUCUCCGACACGUCCAAUACAUGUAGAAGACACGUACCCAGAAAAAAACUAACAGUCAAUACUUCAAAUAGACGAAUCAGUCUCGUUCCGUUUGAAUCUGUGAAACCGCUUCGGUUGGUGGCUCUGUUCAUAUCCAGUCUCCCUCUUCGUCGGUUUUACUUCGCCGCAACGACACCGUUUCUCGCAGAACGCGAACCCAGAACUGGGUUUUCUUUGAAAGAGGAGGAGGAGGAGGAUCAGAAAUGGAUAUAACGGAGGCUUCGAUUGUACAUCAUGUGGCCAUUGUGUUUAUAUUGCUUUGGACACUCUCUUCGUUCAAUUGCUGCCACCCCAUCGCCUACUUUCUCUCUCUAAUCUAUUUCUAUCUGGUUCAAGAGCGGUAUGUGAUGAGAUUGAGGAGGAAAAUACAAUUUGGUGAAAGAAGACAGUCCAAUCAAAGAAGGGUACUCUCUGAUUCUGAAACAGUGCGUUGGUUAAACUAUGCUGUAGAAAAAAUAUGGACUGUUUGUAUGGAGCAGAUAGUUUCCCAGAAAUUUCUCCUCCCUAUCAUACCUUGGUUCUUGCAGAAAUACAAGCCGUGGACCGUGAAGGAAGCAGUGGUUCAGCAUCUGUAUAUGGGAAGAUCCCCGCCUAUUUUCACUGAAAUGAGGGUUGUUCAUCAGUCUACUAAUGACGACCACUUGGUUUUGGAGUUGGGAAUCAAUUUUCAUACUGCAGAUGAUAUGAGUGCAAUACUUGCCGUGAAACUGAGAAAAAGAUUGGGUUUUGGAAUGUGGGCAAAGUUGCACUUAAUGGGUAUGCACGUUGAAGGAAAGGUCUUGAUUGGGGUGAAGUUCCUUCGCACGUGGCCUUUCCUUGGUCGUUUGCGGGUCUGCUUUGUUGAGUCACCAUAUUUUCAGAUGAUUGUGAAACCUAUUUUCACCCACGGCCUUGAUGUUACUGAACUUCCUGGGAUCGCUGGAUGGAUGGAUAAGCUUCUGGCCCAUGUUUUUGAGCAGACACUUGUUGAGCCUAAUAUGCUGGUGGUUGAUGUGGAGAAAUUUGUUUCACCCCAACCAGGAAGUUGGUUCUCAGUUGAUCUGAAAGAGCCCAUUGCCCAUGCUAUAGUGGAAGUCGUUGAAGCGACCGACAUGAAGCCAUCAGACCUAAAUGGGUUGGCUGAUCCAUAUGUAAAAGUGCAACUUGGCCCUUACAGAUUCAGGACAAAGACACAAAGGAAGACAUUAGUUCCAAAAUGGCAGGAGGAAUUCAAGAUCCCUAUCUGUUCCUGGGACACACAUAAUGUGCUUACUAUUGAAGUCUGUGACAAGGAUCAUUUUGUCGAUGACACACUGGGAGAUUGUUCCAUAAAUCUCAGCGAUCAUAGGGAUGGGCAGAGGCAUGACAUGUGGCUGUCUCUUCAGAAUAUCAAAAUGGGGAGAUUACAUCUUGCGAUAACAGUAGUUGAAGGCAACCGAAAGGGGACAGAUCAACCACGUGAUGGGGAGACGAUAAACAAUGAGUAUAUGGGAGAUUCCUUUGCAACUGAUACUGCAGAGAAAGAUUCCUUGUUGCAUGGAUUACCAGAGAAGUCCCCAAAAGUAGCAGAUAUAUUCGAACCUAUUGACAUUGAAGGGCAACGAGAGACGGGGAUAUGGGUCCAUCAUCCAGGGAGUGAAGUUGCACAAAUAUGGGAGCCUAGAAAAGGGAAGAAUAGGCUCCUUGAUACCCAAAUUCAUGGUGAGGCGGGUGAAUCCAUGGGCACAUCAGGUCGUGGGUCUUAUGUCAGUGACAGUAGCAGCACUGAUGAGUGCUUGGAGUGUAAUAAAGAAUCAUGGAGAAAUCCUGUUCGGCGGGGCUUGAGGAAGAUCAGUGGGGUAUUUCACAGGAGCCCCAGACAUGUGGAUAAAUCCUGCAGUGUCAAAGAGUCGGCUCCAUCCCCACAUGCUAACCUUAGGGCGGUUAAUACAAAGGAGAUUGGAGUUGGAGUGAAAUUGAUAGUGGAUGAUCACCUUGUAGCUCCAUCUUCAGAUAAGACUCUAAAAGCAGGGAAGGAGAGUCCCGAGGAAAGUGGCCCAGAAAGCCCGAGCAAUGUGCAUGUGAAAGAUAAGGCAAAGAGCAUUUUGAAGAAUACGGGGAAAUCCUUUCGUGGCAUGAAGCAUGCCCUUUCUCAUAAAGGGUCAAGAAAAUCGAAUUGUGAGUUGGAAUCAACAGUGAGAGAAAUUUCUGUGGGAUCCGACUCUUCUGACGAAGAAUCUCUUCCAUCAGUGGAUCAUACCCUCGGAGUUCAACCUAUUCUAGUUGUUUCUAAUCCCAUAUCUGGCCGUGGUAAUGAAUCUUUCGAGUCCAAGGAACAUACAGUAGAGACAUUUCCAAUUUCCCAGUGAUCCUGCAAUGAAUUUCCCUGAACUCAAAAAAUAAGGAUAAAGUUGAAGGCUUUUAGAAGAUAGGCAAUAACCAGCUCUGGCAGUUAUGAUGAUCGAUUGGUUGAGGGGCUCUCAAAGUCUAAGCUUUUGGCGGGAAAUUUGGAACUAAGUAUAUGAUGAAGUUUUUGGCUUGUACAGUGAAAAGUUUGCUGAAGGUAGUCAAUCCGCUGUGGCUGAAUUUGCAUGGAAGUUUAAGGAUUGGCUUUGUUGUUUAUAAAUUGCUCUGUAUAGUCUCUUAUAGUUAAGUCUAGUACCUCUUAUGGUCUGUUCUUUUACUCUUUCUAGUUUUUACAUGGUAAUUUGUAUAUAUUAACUUUUUAAGUCAUGUGGCAAAUUGUUAUACAGAACCAGUUCUAAAAGAUAUUUUGUGACUCUUGUAAAUGAAGCAAGUUUGUAACCAGAUUGAGUUUUUAUCCAAUAACAUUGUUCAUCUUUGA